This is a messenger RNA of Peromyscus eremicus (cactus mouse), 1283 nucleotides long. RefSeq names its product ER membrane protein complex subunit 10 (gene Emc10). Gene Ontology annotation, cellular component: EMC complex. NCBI's taxonomy places the organism in Eukaryota, Metazoa, Chordata, Mammalia, Rodentia, Cricetidae. The transcript has 7 exons. Bases 171 to 947 code for a protein of 258 amino acids. The record is from RefSeq and is a predicted model, not a curated record.
GAGGGUGAGCCUUAGAGACCCGGAUGGAGAAAUGGCCGCCGUACCCGAGGGGACAGGCGACCGGGUGCUAGUGCGCAGGGGCGGCACGCGGCGCAGGCGCAGGCGCCUCGGCAUGCACCCUGUGGUUCCCAGCGUGCUUUACGGCGCUGGGCUCUUCUCAGCUCCUCGGUAUGGUGACCGCGGGUGCUAGGGCGACCCGGCUGCUCGUGCUCUUGCUGAUAGCAGCCGCGGCUCCUAGUAGGGCCCGAGGCAGCGGCUGCCGGGUCGGGGCUACCGCGCGCGGGGCUGGGGCUGAUGGCCGUGAAGGUGAAGGCUGUGGUACUGUGGGAUUGCUGCUGGAGCAUUCAUUUGAGAUUGGUGACGGAGCCAACUUCCAGAAGCGUGGCUCGCUGCUCUGGAACCAGCAGGACGGCACCUUGUCCGCGACGCAACGGCAGCUCAGUGAGGAGGAGCGAGGCCGCCUCCGGGAUGUGGCUGCCGUCAAUGGCCUCUACAGGGUCCGGGUCCCAAGACGGCCUGGGGUACUUGAUGGCUCAGAAGCUGGAGGCUACGUGUCUUCCUUUGUCCCAGCGUGCUCCCUGGUGGAGUCACACCUCUCGGACCAGCUGACCUUGCAUGUGGAUGUGGCUGGCAACGUGGUGGGACUGUCGGUGGUAGCGUACCCCGGGGGCUGCCGGGGCUCUGAGGUAGAAGACGAGGACCUGGAGCUGUUCAAUACAUCUGUGCAGCUGCGGCCUCCAGGCACUGCCCCAGGCCCGGAGACUGCAGCCUUCAUUGAGCGUCUGGAGAUGGAGCAGGCCCAGAAGGCCAAGAAUCCUCAGGAGCAGAAGUCAUUCUUUGCCAAAUACUGGAUGUACAUCAUUCCAGUUGUGCUGUUCCUCAUGAUGUCGGGAGCACCAGACGCCGGGGGCCAGGGCGGCGGUGGGGGUGGGGGCAGCGGCCGGUGAGCAGCUGUUCCACCUAGAGUCCCCCAGAGCUUCCUGUCCUUGGCAAGCCCAAGAAGAAGUUCCUGUCCCUCCAUCUCCCUGUUGCAUGACCAUGGAAGGCUGUCCCUUCCCAGGAUCCCGUUGGCCUUCUUGCAGGUCCUUCCUUCUCUCCCUGAGCCUCUUUGUGUUGACUGAGAGCCAGGGUGCACCUCCCUGUAGCCCCUCAGGCCCACUGGCUUCCCUGGGUGCUGUGUACCUGUGUCCUGCCGUGCGGCACUGUGUCCCUUUGCCGAACACCCAUUAACACCACCCACACCACUCCGCCAUGUAGUUUGGGAACAUGCCAAGUUCUCUCCA